GAAGAAUUGGUGAGGCGAAGCCAAAGGAUUUGAGACUUGGAUUUACCGGUGGUCGAUCGCUCUCCCAAGAAUGCUCACUCAUUUCCUCUAUCGCUCUCACGCUCCGUCUCUCCUCUUUUCCAGAACCUUCUCCUCCUCUUCUACGCUUUUCGUCAAAGGCGUAUCUUUCUCAAGCACAGAAGAGACGUUAACGCAAGCGUUUUCUCAAUUUGGCCGAGUUCUUGGAGUGGAUGUUAUAAUGGACGAAGUCAGAUGUAGGCCAAAAGGGUUUGCUUAUGUCACUUUCUCUUCUAAAGAAGAAGCUGCGAAAGCUUUAUUAGAACUAAACGGACAGUUGGUAGAUGGGCGGGUCGUGAUCCUUGACACCACAAAAGCUGUAAAACAGAAUCGACCGGACAGCAAGCCGAAGCAUGCAGUGGAAGGAGUUCCGAACAGCCAAAACCUUGCUACUCCAGAAAAUUAGGCGAGAAGGUCUGCAUCGCGCAGCAGAAGGAAAAGACUAGAAAGCCUCUGACUUGUCAAGAAUCAAUGGUCAUGUGAGGUUGACCUGAGAGUCUUUUGUUCUUGUUGAUGUUUGUACUUGGUCUUUACCUCAUUGACACAUUCUUUUUCUUACAAAUUUCUUCAUAUUUAUUUUCAUUACCUUAGAAGCAUAUCUGAAGAUUGAGAAAUAUGAAACAUCAUUGCCUUCUGAGCUAGCUAGUUUGUGCUCUAAACACUGUUCCAGGACUCUCUCGAGUCUUGACUCACAAAUGCUCUAAUCUUUGUUAGUUAAUUUUUAUUUCCU
This is a messenger RNA of Eruca vesicaria subsp. sativa (arugula), 787 nucleotides long. Lineage: Eukaryota; Viridiplantae; Streptophyta; Magnoliopsida; Brassicales; Brassicaceae. The record is from the annotation of a GenBank genome assembly.